Symbiodinium sp. CCMP2456 is the source of this 1153-nucleotide messenger RNA. The record is from the annotation of a GenBank genome assembly. NCBI's taxonomy places the organism in Eukaryota, Dinophyceae, Suessiales, Symbiodiniaceae.
GACAACCUGGACAUCAAGCCGAGUAACGUCCAGACGUGGACAGCGACCUCGGCCCUGAUCAUUGCUGAAGUUGUGGGAACUGGAGUCCUCGCUCUUGGCGGUCAAAUGGCCACUGUGGGCUUGGUCUUUGGCCUUAUCGUGCUGCUUGCAUGCUAUCCACUCAACCUCUUCACAGCUCUACUUCUUUGGCAGGUCCAUGAGAGGCUUCCCCAUGUUGUUACGCUCGGCGAUGCUUUGACGGUGCUCGUCGGGCCACGAACCGGAAUGUACGGCUACUUCGUGCUGUAUACGUACAUCUUCAUGACCAUGGCGAAUUACAUGAUUGUCCUUGGAGACGCAGUGCAGUCUUGUCUCUACGUCUUCAACAUUUCUCGUUUGACUGCUUGCUUAAUCGGAGCUUUGCUCCUCCUGCCUCUGAACCAGUUUCGAACCCUAUCCGGUUUGUCGGUGUUGAGUGUGGUUUCCUUCGCCACGGUUUUGGCAACGUUGAUGUUGUGUCUGUGGACCCUGCUGACGGCACCAGUCUGUCUGCAUGGAAGCGCUAGUGAUGGAGGCUACAUGCAGUACAGUUCUGCCAUAUCUGGGUUUGUGUUCGCGUUUGCUGGACAGCAUAUCAUGCUGGAGAUGCAAGUUGAGAUGAGAGAAUCCUCGGAGUUUCCCAAAGCUGUUUGUCUAGCAUUCUCCGUGCUUUUUGCAGUUUAUACCAUGGUCAGCCUCUUGGCUUUCCGGGCCUGUGCCGAGAACACUCCUGGUAACCUCCUCCUCGUCCUGCCAGCAGAUUGGCGAAAGAGCACCAGUGGGGCUUUGAUGGUCGUACACUUGCUCGUCACUUACACUAUUUCGCAGCAGGUGCUCAACCGAGCUAUCUGUUUGUACUUCAUGCCAUCAGCGCUGGGCACCGGAGCGAAUGCGAGAGUGAAAUGGCUCGGGUGUACUACCACAUGCAUGCUGGCUUGUUGUCUUGUGGCAAACCUGGUGCCACUUUUUCAGGACCUCGUGAACUUAACUGGUGCCCUGCUCUCGACACAAUGUGUCUUCAUAUUGCCUGGAGUCUUGUCGGUGGUCUCCAAUGAGAAGCGAUGGCUCCGCAUCUGUUCUGCCGGCAUCAUAAUCAUUGGAUUCUAUCUGGCUGUUUCUGGCACCUUUGUCAUAG